GAACAAAGGAAGCUUUAGCUUUACAUUUCCACGAGACUUACGCUAGAAAAAUGGAGAACAAGAAUACUACCACCCUUACUGAACAGAAACUGGAAGAAUCUAAAUGCAAUGAGGAUUCACUUCUCCCCAUCGCUGAGAAGGGACUUUUCUUCCAUGAUUCCUUCUUCGAGGAUAUUCGGAAGCACUUUGAGACAGCCAUCGACCAAAUCCUGGAUACGUGGGGAGUGAGCAAAUCCGUGAGUGAUCUCAUGAGUAGCUACAGACGUGUAAGAGAGCGCAAUUUGCAGCAAGAAAACCAAGUCAUGGCCUUCAGCGAAGACGACCAGAAUCACAAGGUUGUGCUGGAUGUUCAUGACUUCAAGAGUGGAGACGUUAAGGUUAGAGUGGAAGACAAUCAGGUGAUGGUGGAAGGUCGAAUAGAAAAGGAAGAGGACGACUUCAAGUCCAUGAAAAGCUUCUAUCGACGUUUCAACUUCCCAGGCAAAGUGAACAUGGAGGCCUUGACUUCUGCAAUGUCUUCCGAUGGCGUCUUGACUAUCACGGCUCCGAAGAUUCCACAGGCAGCAUAGAAAAAUAUUUAAUGAGCUAAAAUGAUGAUAUAAGUUAAAAUAUAAUGUAUGUCUAACUAUAUAUUAAUGAUUUGCAGACUAUAGAAAUUAAGUUCAUUUAUUUAUGUAUUAUUUUUAAUAAAUCGUAUUUGUUUA
Molecule: messenger RNA, 704 nt
Organism: Penaeus chinensis
Lineage: Eukaryota; Metazoa; Arthropoda; Malacostraca; Decapoda; Penaeidae
Product: protein lethal(2)essential for life-like
Exons: 2
Coding region: 51-569 (172 amino acids)
Source: RefSeq, a predicted model, not a curated record